Molecule: messenger RNA, 6483 nt
Organism: Astyanax mexicanus (Mexican tetra)
Lineage: Eukaryota; Metazoa; Chordata; Actinopteri; Characiformes; Acestrorhamphidae
Gene: fndc3a
Product: fibronectin type III domain containing 3A
Exons: 26
Coding region: 498-4274 (1258 amino acids)
Molecular function (GO): protein binding
Source: RefSeq, a predicted model, not a curated record
UGAGCGAGAAAAUGAUGGCGGUUGUCCAAAUGGUUAAAGAGCCCAGCUUACGAUCAGAUGGAGGCUGAGAGUGAAAAGUGAGCAGAACAGUUGGGAAAGAUCGGUGUAUUCAGGAGAGGACGCGCUGUUCGGUUAAAGCCCGGCCGUUUCUGCUCGGAUAAGCGAGCGGACGAUGUUAUAUCGGGGGAUUUCUGCAGUGUUGAAGCUCGGGGAGCUAUCAGCUAGCAGCCAGUAGUAAUUUUGUACCGCGGGGGUUUAGCUAACAGCAGCGAGCCACGUAGCUUAUAUUUAGCCACACAGCUAGGUUAGCUAGUGGACUGACUGGCUGGCUUGUUAGCGCUUCUGCUGGCUAACUAGCUAGGUUUCUCAGCGGUGCCUGCUUGGAAGACCACUGGGAUAUAAGCAUAUUUCUGUGAAUACUGCCUCCAUUUAAUGCUUUUAUCUGUAGCUGAAGAAGCAGGACGAGGAACAACUGCGGUGAUGUGAAUGAGGGAGUCAUGGCUGACCACACCCCUCCACUGGAGUCCGGCCAGUUACUCAGCCCAGAUCUCCCACUUCUUACCUCCCCACCCCCACCCAGCUUGGUCAAUGGAGAUGGAGCCCAACAGGUAAUCUUGGUGCAAGUAAACCCAGGUGAGGCCUUCACAAUCCAGCGAGAGGAUGGUCAAUUUCAGUGUAUCACAGGUCCUGCUCAGGUUCCCAUGAUGUCCCCAAAUGGUUCAGUGCCUCCAAUCUAUGUGCCUCCUGGAUACGUUCAGCAAAUCAUUGAGGAGAAUGGAGUGAGGCGUGUUUUGGUCUUACCUCAGGCGGAGUUCCACCCGGGGGGCCACUCUCCGCUGCACCACCCGCCCCCUCCACCCCCCCACGCCCACCUGCAGGCCUUCAUCCCACACCCUCAUCAUCCCAUCAUGCCUCAUCCUUCUCACCUGUACUCAGGCAUGGCCGGCGGAACGGGAGACAUGAAUCCGCAGUACAUCUCUCAGUACCACCCAGCUCACAUUUACUCAGAGCAGGUUUCUACAGACACUCACCCACCACAUGGGCGAACACCAUUUGUUCACAGGGACGAAAGGGCUAACAAAACCUAUGAGCGACUUCAGAAGAAGCUGAAAGAGCGGCAAGGCGGGCAGGCAGGAGGAGGGGGUGGUCUGGUACCUUCCAAAGACAGUCCUCCUCUUUCCCCACAGAAGAACCGUGGAACCCCACCAGGGGGAGGGGACCUGCAGAAUGGUGUUGGGCUUAAGGGAGUGGAGGAACAGAGCCAGGCCAGCGCAGCAGUCACCAGCUUGGGCAUGGAAUGUCAAGGGAGAGGGAGAGAUAUGGAGCCUGCAGAAAUGAAUGAGAAGAUGCAGGCAAUUCAGGAAUGGAUAAACAACAUGAGCAAGCCAGUGGUUACAGACAUCCAGGCCAGGGGAGCAUCUCUAUGCUGGGUGGCCCCAGUGAGGACAGCGGUGGAAGAAGAGCAGCAGCAGCAGGAGGAGGGAGAGGAAAAAUCGGAGGAUCCCUGCUUCAGCUAUGAAGUGUCUGUCUCUUACAGUGGAAAAGAUGGAAAAUAUAACACUGCCUACAGUGGUAAAGAACUAAGUGCAACCAUAGAUAACCUAAGACCAGCAACAGACUACCAUGUCAGGCUCCAGGCCAUGUGUAACUGUUUACACGGAACCCCCUCUGAGCCUGCUAGUUUCACUACUCUGAGCUGUGAGCCUGACACCCCCAGUCCACCUCGCAAAGCCAGCGGCACAAAAAGCACCCUCGUCCUGCAGUGGAAGGCUCCAUGCGACAACGGUUCCAAAAUUCAAAACUACAUACUACAUUGGGAUGAGGGUAAGGGCACAGGAGCGUUUGAGCAGUGCUAUUACGGCCCCCAGAAGCAGUACAGGGUGACCAAGCUCUCUCCAGCAUCCAAAUACUCAUUCCGCCUAGCGGCCAAAAAUGAUAUGGGUAUCAGUGAGUUCAGUGAACCUGUAGACAUGAUGACGUCAUGCAGUGUUCCCGCGCCCCCACUCAGCCCAGAACUGGUCCAGGCUGGAGUCACCUGGAUCUGUCUGAAGUGGAACAGGCCAGUCGGUUCACCAAAAGAAGACGAAAUUAACUAUGUGCUGGAAAUGGAGGAAGAGGGCUCGGGUUACGGAUUCCAGCCCAGCUUUGAUGGGGACGAGCUGUCCUGCACAGUCAGGAAUCUACACAGGAGCACCAAGUACAAGUUCAGGGUUGCUGCAUACAACGCAGAAGGGAAGAGUAACCCCAGUCCUGUAUCUGAGUUCACCACAGCCCCAGACAGACCCAGCUGCCCCUGCAGACCUUCCGUCAAGGGUAAACCGCAUCCCACCAGCUUCCGGAUGACCUGGGAUCCCCCGAAAGAUAACGGUGGUUCAGAUGUGUCUGAGUAUGUGGUGGAAAUGUCUGAAGCUGGAAGCGGGUCCUCUUGGGAGCAGGUGUACAGAGGCUCAGCAAUGGAGUGUGUUUGUGAUGGGUUGAAGCCAGGGUGCUCGUACCAAGCUAAAGUCUACUGCCUCAGUGUUGGAGGACAGAGCCCGAUGUCAGAAACGCUGCAGGUCCAGUUGCCGGCUGUUCCUCCUGGCCCGUGUCAGCCACCCAGAGUUGUAGGCAAACCCAAAGCCAGAGAAGUUCAGCUUCGCUGGGCUUCUCCGCAGGUGGAUGGUGGGAGUGCCGUGUGUAGUUACAGCGUGGAGGUGUUUGCACCCCAGGCGGAGGAGGGCAAGGAGGUAUACCAGGGCUCUGACCUUGACUGCACUGUGUGUAGUCUUCUGCCUGGGAGAUCCUACGGCUUCCGCUUGAGAGCAGCCAAUAAAGCUGGGUAUGGGCCGUAUUCUGAGCGCACCGAGGUGACCACCGGACCAGGAGCACCGGAGCCUUGUCGACCCCCUCAUGUUGUGUGUAAAUCGCCUUCAUGUGCAGUGGUCAGCUGGGAAGCUCCACCGUGUAAUGGUGCAGCAGUGACUGAGUAUCGAUUAGAGUGGGGGGCAGCAGAGGGCAGCAUGCAGGUGUGCUUCACUGGACCUGGAACAAGCCACGAGCUCAAGGGCUUGCUACCUGCCACCAACUACUUCUGCAGAGUGCAGGCAGUGAACGUAGCAGGUGUGGGACCCUUCAGUGACGUUGUUCUGUGCCAGACGCCAUGCUCUGUUCCGGCUGCGGUCAGCAGCGUUCACGCUCUCCGCGAGUCAGAGAUGAGAAUGGAUGACCGAGGCUCUGACAGAGGAGAAGAGGAGGAGGAAGAGGAGGAGGAAGACGAGGAGGGUGAGGACGAGGGUGACGCGCCCUCUCCGCCUCUCUACUCCCCGUCCACCUGCUUGGGGCUGCGCUGGGAGGCGCCGUGUGAUCACGGAGCAGAGAUUACAUCUUACCUGAUCGACAUUGGAGAGAGACAGCCAAUUCUCACAGGCCCUGUAACCAAAUACAUUAUACAGAACCUGCAGCCGGAUACAAGCUACAGGAUAAGAAUUCAGGCUCUAAACAGCCUGGGUGCCGGUCCCUUUAGCCACACCUUUAAGCUGAAGACCAAGCCCCUGCCCCCCCUGCCUCCACGCCUGGAGUGCACUGCAUUCAGUCACCAGACCCUCAGGCUCAAGUGGGGGGAGGGCCCGACCAAGGGCACCCCCACCGACUCCCUACAGUACCACCUCCAAUUGGAGGACAAGAACGGCAGAUUUAUAUCCUUGUAUAAAGGACCCUGCCAUACUCACAAAGUGCAGAGGCUAAAUGAGUCUACCUCGUACACGUUUCGCAUCCAGGCCUUUAAUGAAGCGGGCGAAGGGCCCUUCUCCUCUGUUUACACCUUCACCACCCCUCGCUCACCCCCAGCUCCACUCAAAGCACCACGUGUGGAACGUCUGGAAGAGUCUUGUGAGAUCAGUUGGGAAGCCCUGCCACCAAUGAAGGGAGAUCCGGUUAUCUACUGCCUGCAGUGCAUGCAGGGAAACUCUGAGUUCAAACAGAUCUAUAAGGGCUCAGCCACUGUAUUCCAGCUGCCCAGUCUGAGCUCGUCCGCUGAGUACCGCUUCCGAGUCUGCGGCAUUCGCCAGUGCCAGGAUGCUCCAGAGAUCAUCGGACCCUACAGCUCGACCGUCACUCUGCUGCCCCCUCGCAUCGAAUCCCCCAGCACCUCCACCUCCACAGGGCCUAAAGCUGCCGAGAUCCAGCGGCCCAGACGGAGCCUGUCGGACGAACAGUUCUCUUUUCUCAUUAUUGCCCUCCUGGCAGUCACUUCCAUUCUCAUCGCUGUCGCCAUCCAGUACUUUGUCAUCGAGUGAGCCCCCUUAAAGGCGUGAGGCGGGAUUCGGAACAUUUUAUGGUUCGAUCUUUUUUCUUUCUUUUUUUUUCGUUUUGUAUUUGUUUGUUUUUUUUUGUACGUUUUCUGUAAGUUUUCGUUUCCGGUAUGUUUCUUUCUUGGCACCAGCGUUGUUUGAGGGAGACGUGUGGAAGGGAAAGGAUGAAGAAAGCAAGCCGAGGCUGUAGGUCUAAUUUUGCCGACUGAUCUUUUUGACUCUUCUCUUUUUCUCUGCUGUCGAUCCAUUCUUUCUCUCUUUUGCGCUGUUGGAAAGAAGUGUUCCUCUGGUUUUAGCUGAGAGGUGGUUAUUGAAGGAUUAGGAAUGAAGCUUACUGCUUGUCACAUACUAAUUUUACCCUUGAUUACAUGUGUAGCUGGAGAUUUUCCUCAUAUUUAUAUUUUCAGUUUUUAUGAUGAUUUGUUAAUUUGUCCAGUAUGUGACACUUGAUCUGUGUUCCAAAGCUAGCUUCGUGAUGGCAGUGUUCACUGGUUUGCUGGUUUGGGCUUGGGACUCAGAAGGCCAGUGAAUACAGUGUGCAGGUCGGCAGGAGGGGGAGGAAUCUCUGUCCUGCAAGCACAUGGGAGAAGGCUGAAGCCUCAAAGGGACCGAGCCUUUCCUGGGAGAUGUAGUAGUCUAAGAGGAGGAGGAGGUGGGCGGUGAAUAUGCUUGUUCACGUUAUAGAACAUUCAUUUAGCACUUUCGUCAAAACUUUUUUGAUGUGCAGAAUGUGUAGGGAUGCAAAAAUGACUAGAGAAAUGGUAGUAUAUUUUUGUACAGUAUGAUGCAAGGACCUGUUCAUUUUAAGAAUGGAUUGGUAUAGGGUUAGGACAAUGACUGGGGGUGGGGGGUGGUGGGUAUAGGGAAGAGGGGUGGAGAAAAAAAACAAAACAGAAACCUAACACAGUUAAAGGAUAUUUUUACUAUCAUGUAAGUAUACUGUAGCUUGAUUUUACAAUCAUACAGCUGCUUUGCUCCAAAAUAUUGUUCAGCACAAACAAUGUAUGCUUAUCUGAAUCUUUCCUUGAGUCGUUAUUUUUGCACCUUAGUGAACGAAAAAAAAAAAAAAACAAUACUGAAUGCGUCUUGUGAUACGUUUUAUGGAACACAUUCUCUGAUUGUGCAAGCCCUUCUUGUGUUUUGGAUGUUAAAUUGUAGUACCACAAAAUUAGUGUUAUUGAAAUCGUUUUAUUUCAAAAUGAUGCUGAUUUGACUCGUGAUUUGAAUCAACAAGUUGUUCUGCCUAGUAUUUUCUUAAUUUCUCUCAGUUUAUUACUUAUUGAUUUUUUUGUUUAUUUAGGUUUAAUAACACAAAUUAUAUUGAUUACUUAUAGCAAUAUUUUUUUUUUUCGAUGUAUAGAAAAUUAGGUUAAUCCAGAUUAUUAUGUAGAGUAUAUUCUCAAAUAUUCAUUCUUUUGGUUGUUUGUUAAUUUCCUUGAUCAAAUUGCAUAUUUAAAGUUUAUUUUAUAUUUAAGUACAGCAUCAGAGUUAUCCAUCUCCAGGGAAACAAAGAAAAACAUGUUAAAUCAAAAGCAAAAAGCAGUGAUUAAUUGAUACGAUGUGUUGACUCUACAUGUACUUCCUGUGAAUCGAAAUUAUUUGCCUUUUCUCUGUGUUAAGUCAUUGUGACUGAUUGCCAGCGCUGCAUUGUGGCAGUGUGACAAUCUGGCCGUGGGGUCUAGUGUCGUGCUUGGUUAUGGCAACGGUGCUGUCGCUACCAUUAAGAACUACAGGUACCUUGCAAGAAGUCUUGGGUGAAUUUUAUGAUUUGGUCUAUUAGAUAGUCUGCAAUUGUCUUCUCUUUGUCACUGAAGGAAAAAAAAAUAAAGAAAUCAAAAUACCUAUUUUUGAUAGUGAAAAAAAAAAUGUAAUUGCAAAGUGUGCCAUUUUAACAUCUCCCCCACCAUUAGUAGGCUUCUACAUUUGGUUCAAGGGAGAAGGAAAAAAAAUGACAAAAAAAAUCAAGAAAAUAUGCACAAAAACAUGACCAUUUUAUGUAAUUUUAAUGUUUGCAGUUACCUCAUACACCGUACAUUCCAAAAUGAAAAAUUUGUUAUACUAUACAUACAUAUCACUUAAAAUGUUCGUUAUGAGAUCAGAAAUGUAAUCAUAAAUAUGUAUCUAAAGUGUAUCUGUAAAGUCAUGAUAUCUACAAAAAGAUUCAUGCACAAUAAAAAAAUGUAUAAUUCUUAAA